Messenger RNA from Lotus japonicus, 2825 nucleotides. Its product is annotated as ubiquitin carboxyl-terminal hydrolase 14. Gene Ontology annotation, molecular function: cysteine-type deubiquitinase activity; protein binding; zinc ion binding. The transcript has 20 exons. The record is from RefSeq and is a predicted model, not a curated record. The coding region runs from base 130 to 2562 and encodes 810 amino acids. Gene Ontology annotation, biological process: protein deubiquitination. NCBI's taxonomy places the organism in Eukaryota, Viridiplantae, Streptophyta, Magnoliopsida, Fabales, Fabaceae.
UUUUCACUCUUUCAUCGCAUUGGGGUUAAACCAACAACACAACACUAUUUCAUUUAAUUUCUAAAACCCUUUCUUCUUCUUCUUCUUUCUCUAACCUAACCCUCUGGAUUUGUAGAACCCUAUUUCACGAUGAUAACCGAACCCUUGGAUCUGCUUCGCUCCAAUCUCUCCCGCGUUCGGAUCCCCGAACCCACCAAUCGCAUCUUCAAGCACGAAUGCUGCGUUUCUUUCGACACUCCGAAGUCGGAAGGUGGUUUGUUCGUCGACAUGUCCACAUUUCUUGCUUUCGGGAAAGAGUUUGUCGCUUGGAAUUAUGAGAAGACUGGAAAUCCUGUCUAUUUGCAUAUAAAGCAGACAAAGAAGACAGAUCCCGAAGAUAGGCCUACGAAGAAACCAACUCUCUUGGCUAUAGGUGUUGAAGGUGGAUUUGAUAACAAUGAAGUUGAGUACGAGGAGACUCAUAGUGUAGUUAUAUUACCUGACUAUGUAUCUCUUCCGUUCCCUUCUGUGGAAUUGCCAGAGAAGGUAAGGUUGGCAGUUGAUGCAAUCUUACUAGCUGAUGGGGCUGAACGGAAGGAUCAACUUGCAGCUUGGACUGCUGAUACGAAAAAAGUUAGUGCCUAUGCGAUGAAUUUACAACAGAUUGACAAUGGCGUGGUUAUUCCGCCAUCUGGGUGGAAAUGUGCCAAGUGUGAUAAGAAGGACAAUCUUUGGCUGAAUUUAACUGAUGGAAUGAUGCUCUGUGGGAGGAAAAACUGGGAUGGAACUGGUGGAAAUAACCAUGCUAUUCAGCAUUACGAACAGACAGGCUACCCUCUUGCUGUAAAGCUUGGGACUAUUACUGCAGACCUGGAAGCAGCAGAUGUUUUUUCAUACCCAGAGGAUGACAGUGUCUUGGAUCCACUAUUAGCACAGCAUCUGGCAUUUUUUGGCAUUGACUUUUCAUCACUACAGAAGACUGAAAUGACGACUGCUGAAAGAGAACUUGACCGAAAUACAAAUUUUGAUUGGAAUCGAAUUCAAGAAAGUGGACAAGAUGUUGAUCCAAUUUUUGGACCCGGAUAUACGGGAUUGGUCAACAUUGGUAACAGUUGUUACAUGGCAGCGACUAUGCAAGUUGUGUUUUCGACGAGAUCCUUCAUACAACGGUACUACUCAAACCAAAGUCUAAAGAAGGCAUUUGAUGUGUCUCCCGCUGAUCCAACUGUUGACCUGCAUAUGCAGUUGACUAAAUUGGCGCAUGGUCUACUUUCUGGUAAAUACUCUGUUCCAGCAUUUGAGAAUGAUGAUAAAGAAAAUGUGGCUACCUCAACUACAACAGCUAAACAACAAGGCAUACACCCACAUAUGUUCAAAUCUGUAAUUGCUGCAAGCCAUCCUGAAUUUUCAUCUGUACGGCAACAGGAUGCAUUAGAAUUUUUCCUACAUUUUAUUGACCAAGUUGAACGAGCUAAUGCUGGGAAAACUGAACUGGAUCCAGCAAGGAGUUUCAAGUUUGGUAUUGAAGAUAAAAUUUUGUGUUCAUCUGGAAAAGUUGCAUAUAAUAAAAGAAAUGACUACAUUCUUUCUCUCAAUAUCCCUUUGCUUGAAGCAACUAACAAAGAAGAAUUAGCUUCCUUUCAAAAACUGAAAGCAGUGAAGCUUGCAGAGGGAAAGGAAAUUGGUGGUGAUGAGAUUGUGCGUCCAAGGGUGCCUUUAGAAGCUUGCCUUGCAAACUUCUCUGCUCCUGAGGAGAUACAUGAUUUUUACAGCACUGCUCUGAAAACAAAGACGACAGCACUGAAGACUGCAGGUCUGACUUCAUUUCCUGAUUACCUGGUGUUACAUAUGCGGAGAUUUGUUAUGGAGGUAGGAUGGGUACCCAAAAAGCUAGAUGUAUACAUUGAUGUUCCUGAUAUCAUAGAUAUCAGUCAUAUGCGGAGCAUAGGUCAUCAGACUGGGGAAGAGCUGUUACCUGAUGGAGCACCUGAUGAGGAAGAUUCAAACAAACUUGUGGCCAAUGAAGAAAUUGUCUCGCAGCUUGUUUCCAUGGGCUUUAAUCAUCUACAUUGUCAGAAAGCUGCUAUAAAUACAUCAAAUGUUGGAGUGGAAGAAGCAAUGAAUUGGUUACUAUCUCACAUGGAUGAUCCAGAUAUUGACAAUCCGAUUGCCGAAAGUUCGGAAACUUUGACAAAUGUUGACCAAUCAAAAGUUGAUACUCUAAUUUCGUUUGGAUUUCAAGAAGAGAUUGCUAGAAAGGCACUGAAGGCAUCGGGUGGUGAUAUUGAGAAAGCAACAGAUUGGAUAUUUACCAGUCCUGACGCGUCAGUCUCCAGUAUGGAUGCUACCUCAUCAGAUGCUACCUCAACUCACAAUGAUGUCAGUCUGCCUGAUGGAGGAGGGAAAUAUCGCCUUAUGGGAGUUGUUAGCCACAGUGGAACCUCAGUGCAUUGUGGUCACUAUGUUGCUCACAUUUUAAAAGAUGGUAGAUGGGUGAUUUUCAAUGACGACAAAGUUGGGGCUUCCAUAAGUCCUCCCAAGGAAAUGGGGUAUUUGUACUUCUACGAGAGGCUUAAUGAAUGAAAGAUAUGCUGUAAAAGUUGAACAAGGUGAAUAUAUCAAGGGGCUAUGGACGUUUAGAAUGGCGCAAUGUGAUAGAUAUUUCCCACCCUUGUCUUUGUGGCAUGGUAAACUAUUCAAUCGGCUGUAUCACUUUUUCUGGGUUUACCAGUAAUGAGUUAAUAGACUUUUCAUUCCUGUUUAAAGAACUUGCAUCUUUAGGAAAACAAAUGACAAUGGAAGUAACGAAUAAUCAGUUUUAGUGAAUGUUAUAUUACAUUUUCAUA